Molecule: messenger RNA, 1185 nt
Organism: Nematolebias whitei (Rio pearlfish)
Lineage: Eukaryota; Metazoa; Chordata; Actinopteri; Cyprinodontiformes; Rivulidae
Gene: nmbr
Product: neuromedin B receptor
Exons: 5
Coding region: 1-1185 (394 amino acids)
Biological process (GO): bombesin receptor signaling pathway
Cellular component (GO): membrane
Molecular function (GO): bombesin receptor activity
Source: RefSeq, a predicted model, not a curated record
AUGGACGACGAGUUCCUCUCCAACCUGCCCCCCGCUCAGCCCGAGGCUCCGAGCCCCCUGAACUCCACGGAGGAGCCCGGCUGGUGGGGGGGCGCCCCGGACGGGGGGGAGGCGGUGCACCUGGCCGUGCGCUGCGUCAUGACCUCGGUGUACAUCAUCAUCAUCACCGUGGGGCUGCUGGGGAACGUGACGCUGGUGCGGAUCUUCAUCACCAACAGCGCCAUGCGCAGCGUGCCCAACAUCUUCAUCUCCAGCCUCGCAUGCGGAGACCUGCUGCUGCUCGUGACCUGCGUGCCCGUGGACGCCUUCCGCUACUUCUCCGAGGAGUGGGUGUUUGGAGAGGCCGCGUGCAAACUCAUCCCGGUCAUCCAGCUCACCUCCGUGGGCGUGUCCGUGUUCACGCUCACCGCCCUGAGCGCAGACAGGUACAAGGCCAUCGUGAACCCGAUGGACAUCCAGACGUCCAGCGCCGUCUUCUGGACGUGUCUGAAAGCUGUGUCCAUCUGGCUGCUGUCCGUCCUGCUGGCUGUCCCCGAGGCCGUCUUCUCUCAGGUCGUCUCCAUGCAGGGACACAGGGACAACAUGAACGUCACCUUCGUGAACUGCGUCCCGUACCCGCUGUCCAAUCAGAUGCACCCAAAGAUCCACUCCGUCAUGAUCUUCCUGGUUUACUUCCUGCUUCCUCUGACCAUCAUCUCCGUGUACUACUACCACAUCGCCCGCACGCUCAUCAGGAGCGCCCACGACAUGCCGGGGGAGGUCAGCGAGCACACCAAGAAACAGAUGGAGACCAGGAAGCGUCUGGCUAAGAUCGUUCUGGUCUUCGUGGGCCUCUUUGCCCUGUGCUGGUUCCCGAACCACGUGCUCUACAUGUACCGGUCCUUCCACUACCACCAGAUGGACCUGUCUCUGGCCCACCUGGUCAUCACCCUGCUGGCCCGGGUCCUCAGCUUCUCCUCCUCCUGCGUCAACCCGUUCGCCCUGUACCUGCUCAGCGAGAGUUUCCGCCGACACUUCAACAGUCAGCUGUGUUGUGGUCAGAGGCCCCACCCAGAACGCCAGCCCAGCUACCUGCAGAGCACCUCCCACAUCCGCCUCACCUCCAUCAAGAAGGCCACGCCCACCGCCAUCAUCGUGGCCCCAGCAGCCAACGGUAACCCCGGCAGACAGGAAGUAGCUCUGUGA